GAUAUUGAAUGUUACCACAAGAAAAAAAAACAUCUGCAAACUUAUGUUUACAAGAAGACGAAAGCGCGAAUAUAUAGUUACGAUUAAUACAUAUGAGACAUGAAACUAUAACAAAGCAUUGUUGGCAAAGGAAAAUAAUCGUCGAUAGAUCUAAUAUCAUCAACAUUACGGAAAUGAAGUCAAACAAGCUCGUUAUAAUUGUUCUUUUCCUGGUUGCGUUUUGUUUGCCAGAGAUGUUGGGAUCAGGUGGUGGUAAUUCUGGUUGUAAAGCGCGAGCAUUUUUUUAUGGACCAGAAUGCAGGGCCUCAGUAUCUGGAAGACCGGACGCUAGAAUAUCAUAUCAUAUCGGCUUUUUUAAAAAGACAAAACUUUGCUGCAAAGCGUAUACCUGUCUUAGAAAUAAGUGCAGUCUACAAAGUGUGGGAUGUAGCAACAACGUACAGUUGGAAACAGUAAGUCUGCCCUGGGAUAACGCCGUUGAGACGCCAAGGGUGCAAUGUAAAGGCAGUCCUAAUGAAACAAAUUAUUACUUUUUUUAUUAUACGACAAGAACAUAAAACAUUUUUCACGAAUGUCUACACGUUUUAAAGAACAUACCUUCAAAUGUGUGAGUAUAUGUUUGUGUUGAUUAAGAAAUUGUAAUAAUGAGUAAAAUAUUUACAAAUCAUACAAGAAUUCUACCUGACGUACUCAACAUCAAUGACAAACAAAAAUAAAACUCUCAAAUAUCACAGGGUAGAAUAUUUGUGAUACAAUAGUAUAUUUUUCAAUUUUGUUUUGUAAGAUAAACAAAGCGGAUAGCUUAUAUUAAAGCUUUUUUUCUAGGAAUAAAUAUGUUUUUAAUUAUUUUAAUGUUUUGAAAGAAAUUCUUAACUAAAAUUGAUGCUUUCCAUUUGAAGUUGAUUUGUCUUGAAUGGAUACAUUUUCUACGGGUAUUUCAAAUAUUGAUAAAAACAAUAGGAGUGUAUCAUAUAGAUAUUUUUUUCAUAUAAUAUUGCUGUUAAAAAUUGUUGAUAAAUUCCUAAGUGAAGUAGUAUGAACAUUUAAAUAAGAUGAAUAAUAUUAUUCUUUUUCUAGAUCGAUUUAUUACCUGCUAUAUGAAUAUUUGUAAUAUCAGUUCAUGUAUCUCAAACUUGCAAACAAUAAUCAUAUAUGAGCCGUGCCAUGACAAAACCAACAUAAUGGGUUUGCGACCAUCAUGGAUCCAGACCAGUCUGAUCAGGAUCCAUGCUGUUCGCUUACCAACUCUAUUACAAGUAGAGAAACUGAUAAUCCUGAUCAGACUGCGCGAAUGCGCAGGCUGGUCUGGAUCCAUGCUGGUCGCAAACCCAUUAUGUUGGUUUUGUCGUGACGCGGCUCAUAUCAUUCUUUUGUGGUUAGUUGUUAUGUCUGAUACUAAAUAUAAUCAACAUAAUUAUUUAUAUUAUAACAGAUAGUCCAUUAUAGACCAAUUCACUUUAAAAGCGGGCUUUGCAGAUAACCGUCUGCACAAAUAACAAAACUACAAAUUGUAAUUAGAAGAAAAGAUAUGCAAAUAUACAUAUAUGAUGUCAUGGCUUUUAUACCUAAAUUUGUGUUGUUAAUUUUACAUUCAGAAAAGAUUUUACGAAUUUACUUUUUUUUCAAAUAUAUAGAUCUACCAUGCUGAAAUUUGUAAUUCAAAAAUAUUGAUAAUUGCUACGCAGUCUCUUUGUAUGUAUAAAAUAAACAUGGUUUGAAUUAUUCCCAUGUAAAUAUAUCAUGUUUUAUACCCUAUAUAGUAUAGGUUGACACAAUAUCAAUAUACAUGUAUUGUGUCAUUAAAAGAGCUGGAAGUUUAUUUUAAAAGAAAAUAAAAUUAGUUUAUACAAAUUUA
Ruditapes philippinarum (Manila clam) is the source of this 1855-nucleotide messenger RNA. RefSeq lists its product as uncharacterized. The record is from RefSeq and is a predicted model, not a curated record. The coding region runs from base 93 to 557 and encodes 154 amino acids. The transcript is spliced from 3 exons. NCBI's taxonomy places the organism in Eukaryota, Metazoa, Mollusca, Bivalvia, Venerida, Veneridae.